AUGCAACCCGCCAUUCACCGCUUCCGCAUUACGAAACACGAUGACCAGAGCCGUGGCCGUGACCGUGGUAAGCCCGUCGCAGUCUCAGACGAGGAACAGCAACAACAGCCACCACAGCCACAACAGCCACAGCACAAGGCGGGCAAGGCUGCAUGUCAACGUUGUCGUCGCCUCAAAAAGAGGUGCAGCAAGGCCGCACCACAGUGCAAUCACUGCCUCAACGCGGGCGUCAUUUGCUCCCUGGCCGAACGUUCACGUGCGGAGCUGGGACCCCUUGUCGCGCAGAAGGAGAAGGAGAGGCUGGAGGCCAGAAUCACGUGGCUGAGCCAUUAUGUUAAUAAGACGCUGCCCCGCGAUGCACCCUCCGUAGAUCGACUCGAGACGGGAGCCGAUAUAGGCGGCAAGACUACAAAUACGGGUGUAUGGACAUGGACUCCAGUGAGUAGAGAGAGCGAGCUACGGUCCGAUGCGAACCCACACCCGAACCCGAACUUGAGCCCCCGGCCGGAAAGUAUAGAAAAAAUAUCACUACCAACUUCGACGCACCAUGGAGAUGCCUACGCGUCUGAUCCGAGUAAGAGUUCAGCGUCUGACAAUGCUACCAUCCGCAAUUGCGGACCUCAGCUUGUACCAGGAAACGUUGGUAUCACUUCAUCUCGCCAUGCUGCCUCCUCCCCAGAGCAUAGGUCAGAGCCGCUUUCUCCGGGUGUCGUUGGCCGGAGGUUUGUCGAUGCAUACUUUCGCCAUAUACAUCGUGCCUAUCCGUUCAUGGAUCGAGAAAACGUCCUGAGGGAUGUUGACGCCAUAGGAGAUUGGAUGAAUGAAGGUACUGAGAAGAUGCCUACCAAAUUAUAUAUGGUUAUGGCAAUAGGCUGCACGACAUUAAGGCGUGUAGGCCAGGUUUCGGAAGACAUUUGCUCGAAAUUCAAAAUCUCGUACCCUACUGUUCUGGAAGAAUGUCUAUCGAGAAAUGACGUUGACUCUGUUGCAAGCCUUCUCCUCCUCGGUCUCCACUCGCUUUUCGAUUCACAAGGCAUAUCACCUUAUGUAAUCACCGGUAUCUUGUCCAGGCAGGUAAUGGCCCUGGGUCUGAGCCGUAGCAAGACCUCGAUUGGGUCCAGCCAAGAGCUACGCGAAGUGGAAGCUCGCCAUAGGUUAUACUGGAGUGCGUAUACGCUUGAUCGCAUGGUAUCCGCAUCCGUCGGCCUCCCUUUCGGGAUAUGUGACUCUAACGCAAAUAUCCCCCUCCCGGGUGUGACCCUUGAGGAAUAUGCAUCUCCCGAUCGUAACUACUACACGCUCGUGCUGCAAGUCAAUCGGCAUAUAAUUUCUCUGCGACAACUUGAAGAGAGUAUCUUGCGGAAAAUUCAAUUCCCCAACUCGUAUGCAACAAGCAGACUGACACAGGCUGAUCGCAGAGUCAUUAUCCAGGAAUUAAGGACGCAGAUUGAAAAUUGGUAUACUCAGGGUUGUUUGGUGACGCCGAUGGAGAGAGAUCAGUUGCCCUUUCACAAUACGAUUCCAUGGCUUAACUACCGAUACCAAAAUUUGCUUCUACUCUUAUAUACACCAUCACACUUCAACUCGCCCAUAUCGAUGGACCAUCUACUUGAGUUGCAACGGUGUGCACAGAAGUAUAUUCAACUAUCUGCUGUGCUAUGGCAACAACGUCACCUACCUAUGAACUGGGUUACGCUGUGCAGGUUCGUAGCAAUUGCACCCGUACUACUGUAUUGCGUGGUACGGAACGGGGACGGCCUAAAUUUUAUGAAAGAAGAAGCCAUUCUCUGUGCGACAGUACUCGAGGCCUUCCCUAGUCAUUGGCUAUCAGCCAAACACGCAGCACGAGUAUUUCAGAGACUUGCAAUGACAAGCAACAGCAACCAAGCAAAUGGUCCUCUCCUAGCUGACUUAUCUGGCGACCCUGGGACUGAAGCAGGGGCGGGACGUGGAGAAGUGGUUACUCUCGAUCAGAUCAAAUCAGAAACUGAAGAUCUCGUCGCUAAUCUAUUGAGCGAAGCCAGUAUGUACGUUGGUGCGAUCGAUGCCGCUGGAGACCUGGUGAAAGAGAGAAUAACAGGGCAAUUACUUGAUGGGUUCAGAACCGAAUUACCUCUUGAUACGAGCUGGAUGGCUGGAAGUGGAGUCUGGGAUGGGGUCGGGGAUCUGAGUAUGGGGUUCAUUUGA
Molecule: messenger RNA, 2187 nt
Organism: Lachnellula hyalina
Lineage: Eukaryota; Fungi; Ascomycota; Leotiomycetes; Helotiales; Lachnaceae
Gene: STB5
Product: Protein STB5
Exons: 1
Coding region: 1-2187 (728 amino acids)
Biological process (GO): positive regulation of transcription by RNA polymerase II; DNA-templated transcription
Molecular function (GO): sequence-specific DNA binding; zinc ion binding; DNA-binding transcription factor activity, RNA polymerase II-specific
Source: RefSeq, a predicted model, not a curated record